Carassius auratus (goldfish) is the source of this 4074-nucleotide messenger RNA. RefSeq names its product tetratricopeptide repeat protein 7B-like. Gene Ontology annotation, biological process: protein localization to plasma membrane; phosphatidylinositol phosphate biosynthetic process. NCBI's taxonomy places the organism in Eukaryota, Metazoa, Chordata, Actinopteri, Cypriniformes, Cyprinidae. Gene Ontology annotation, molecular function: protein binding. The record is from RefSeq and is a predicted model, not a curated record. Gene Ontology annotation, cellular component: plasma membrane. Bases 61 to 2808 code for a protein of 915 amino acids. The transcript is spliced from 22 exons.
GGUCUUUAGUGUUUCUGUGCUGCGGCUACGGUCGUGUUUUGGUCAGGAGGAGGUAGAAAGAUGACAGCUAGAAAGUCCGGGUCUCGAUUAGAGACUGAAAUAGAGCGCUGUCGAUCAGAGGGACAAUGGGACAAGAUAGCAGAGCUCGUGCGGCAGAUGUCUGCGAAACUCAUCUCAAACGAUGAUCUCGGAGAGCUUCUGCUGGGGGAGGCCAAACUCCAGCAGUACCUCAAGGAAAACCCCAUCAAGCAGGGAUCCAGUCCCCGCGGGCCCCGACCAGUCCUCCAGGAGGUACGGAAACACUUGACGGCUGCACUUGAUCGGGGAAACUUAAAGCCUGAGUACAUGCAGGAGGCCAGUCUGGUCAUGGCUAAGCUGUGCUACGUGGAGGGUGAUUACGGGGAAGCACUGAAUCAGUACAGCCGUGUGAAUCUGGAUGAGAUGCAGCUGGUAGGGUCUCCAGUGUACAGACUCUCCAUGAUUGCUGAGGCCUAUGCCACCAAAGGUCUUUGUCUGGAGAAAGUGCCCAUGGCGUCCCCGUCACUGUCCAAUCGUAAUGCGGACCGAGACCAGGAGAUCAUCACUUGUUAUGAGAAGUCUGGAGACAUCGCCCUUCUUUAUCUCCAGGAGGUAGAAAAGGCUCUUAGUGUUGGCAUCCAGAACCGAAGUCCAAAGCCCGGUCCGGUCACACAGGAACAGGAACUUGGCUUCUUCCUGGAGACAGGACUUCAGAGGGCUCAUGUUAUUCAUUUCAAAAAUGGUAACCUGACCCGUGGUGUCGGCCGUUUCCGAGAGAUUCUCAGAGCCGUUGAGACCAGAACCACUCAGAACCUGCGUAUAACUAUCGCCAGGCAGCUUGCAGAGAUCCUGCUGAGGGGCAUGUGUGAACAGAGUUACUGGAAUCCACUAGAAGACCCCCCUCACCACUCCCCCCUGGACGAGCUGCUAAGACACUCCCCCCACACUAAGGACUACGCCCUCAGCCGCCGCCCGCGCAUCUACUCAGGAGAAAAUUUGUUUUGUCCUCAGGAGAACACAGAGGAGGCCUUACUCCUGUUGUUGAUCAGUGAGUCCAUGGCUAACAGAGACGCCGUACUGAGUCGAAUCCCCGAACACAAUAAUGACCGAAUCAUCAGCCUCCAGAGCGCCUCACUGGUGUACGACCUGCUGACCAUCGCGCUCGGCCGUCGCGGACAGUAUGAGAUGCUCUCAGAGUGUCUCGAAAGAGCCAUGAAGUUUGCCUUUGAGGAGUUUCAUCUCUGGUUCCAGCUUGCUCUUUCCCUAAUGGCUGCUGGGAAGUCGGCCCGAGCAGUGAAGGUGCUAAAGGAGUGUAUGAGACUGAAGCCGGAAGAUCCCACCAUUCCUCUGCUGGCCGUCAAGCUGUGUAUUGGAAACCUGCACUGGCUGGAAGAAGGUGAGCGCUUUGCUAAAAUAGUGAUUGAUAUGGGUGAGAAGGCGGCUGAAUUCAGGGCCAAAGGCUAUCUAGCUAUUGGUCUCGUCUACAGCCUGAAAGCCACAGAUGCAUCUCUUCGAGGAAUGCAGGAAGAGUAUCAGAAAAAAGCACUGAGCGCUUUCCAGAGGGCACAGAGUCUGUCCCCCACUGAUCAUUUAGCUGUUUUCUACCUGGCGCUGCAGCUGGCUGUAUCUCGACAGAUUCCAGAGGCUCUUGGUUAUGUACGACAGGCGUUACAGCUGCAGGGCGAUGAUGUUCAUUCCCUGCACCUGCUGGCCUUGCUGCUGUCAGCUCAAAAACACUACCACGAUGCUCUCAACAUCAUCGAGAUGGCCCUCAGCGAAUACCCCGAAAACUUCAUUAUAUUAUUCACAAAGGUGAAGUUGGAGACAUUGUGUCGAGGUCCAGAAGAAGCAUUGCUCUCCUGCAAACGCAUGCUGCAGAUUUGGAAGUCCUGUUACAACCUCACCAACCCCAGUGAUUCUGGGAGGGGGAGCAGUCUGUUAGACAGAGCUGUUGCUGACCGUCGUCAGCUGAAUGCUAUGACACUACCUGACUUCAGUGAUCCAGAGACAGGCUCUCAUGCCUCUUCCUCCUUCUCGGGGUCAGAACCUGUAUCUCCUCUUUUUCCUCUUUCAUCCUUCUAUUCUUCACCUCCACCCAAGGCCGAAUCCACCCAGAGGCGCAGCAGCCAUGCUUUCUGUGACCAUGCCCCCCGCCGACGCUUCUCCUCCGCCAGCAACCUUCCAGAUGCUUUCUUUCAUGGUUUUGACUCCUUUAUUGGGGUUUGUUCCGUCCACGCCACCUCCAUAGCAGCGUCCCGGGUGGAGCAGGCACUGUCUGAGGUGGCCUCUUCCCUUCAGAGCAGCGCUCCGAAACAGGGACCCCUCCACCCUUGGAUGACCCUUGCCCAGAUCUGGCUGCAUGCAGCGGAGGUGUAUAUUGGAAUGGGAAAGGCGGCGGAGGCAGCAGCGUGUACACAGGAAGCAGCCAGCCUGUUCCCCAUGUCCCAUAACGUGUUGUUUAUGAAGGGUCAGGUGGCGGAGCUGCGGGGGAACGUGGACGAGGCCAAGCGCUGGUACGAGGAGGCGCUGUCCAUCAGCCCCACCCACGUCAAGACCAUGCAGAGACUGGGUCUGAUAUUGCAUCAGCUGCAGAGGUACAGUCUUGCGGAGAAGAUCUUGCGUGAUGCGGUGCAGGUGAACAGCACGGCCCAUGACGUGUGGAACAGUCUGGGAGAAGUGCUGCAAGCGCAAGGCAACGACGCCGCUGCCACCGAAUGCUUCCUUACUGCCCUGGAGCUGGAGGCCAGCUGUCCCAUCUUACCUUUCACCAUCAUCCCCCGCGCCCUCUGAGACACUCCGAACGCUCACCACCGGCACCAACAAAACCUCUGUCUGAGAGUCAUGCAUGAACCACAGCCCUUAAACACACAAACAAAUGCCAAAAAACCCCCAAAAACUCUUUCCCACCCCCUCCGACGUGUUUACCGGUCCUAAGACAUGGAUCUGCUGAAAAACUCUGAACUUUUCCACACUGCUUGACUGAAUCACUCUCAUUGUUUUUUCCCGUCCUAUUCCUUCCUUCCUUCAUCUGCUAGAAUUUCCACCGGCUUCUGUACAUCGUAGAGCUCCCGCCCACCCUAAAAACCCCACCCUACCCCUUCCAACACUCUCAUUGGUUCGUUUCAUACCACAGUACAAGUGGACCAAUGAGAAACCUUUUCAAACUGUUGUCAGGGUGAACCAGGUGACUGACGCAGUGGUUUCUUCAAACCACCGUGCUUCCCGAAACAUACAAUCUUGAGAUUCUAGUAGCUGUGUGUCGUACAAACCAGUAAUAACACUGACUUAGAGACGGUUAAAAGUGUGUGUACCCAUGCUGUGUGUGCUAAUGGACAGUCAGAGUGUGAGUGUGUGUGUGUGUGUGUGUGUUUUGUAAGUGCUGAUCCAGGAUAUCCCUUCCUAUGUGGCAUGUGCGCGUGUGUUUAUUUUGAGUGGAAUACAUGACACAGUGUUACAGUGGAUCCCUGUUACACAAACACACGUAAUAAAGGUUGUGUUUCCACGCAGUUGUUCCUGAGGGCAGGUGGGUCACCCAUGUUAUGACUCCUAGAGAAACAUUACAUCUCCCUUUGAUCAAACACUGUAUUGUUUAUAGACUGUAUGUACAAAAGUAUCGCCUAGAGCAAAUGGAAUGGAUGCCAAAAGAACAACUAUUCUUAAAGCAAAUAUUUUAUCUGGAUUCUCAUUAAAAGAGAAGAUAAAUCUAGUUUUGGACAUUUCAUUUUGUUUGUUGGUUUAUUUUUCCACAUUUAUCAUGAUUCAGAGGUCAAGAUUUAUAUUGUUGAUUUAUCAGAGACGUGUUAGAUGUUUAUUUAUCUGCGUCCCAGUGGCCGUAUGCUAGAUGGGUGAAGACAUAUUUUUGUGUGUGUGACUGUUACAGAUGGACACGAUAAAUGCAAACUCUCCUCAAAACGGUCAAAGAGAUUUCAGUCAUGCACAAGAGAGGAGGAGGAAGAUAACGUGUGUAUUUGGCGGCUUGGCAGUGUCAAUCACAAGGCCAAACACACAACUGGAACUGCUGUUUUAUGAUGUCAAUAAAUGAUCAAUUGUGAAAAA